Messenger RNA from Lucilia sericata (common green bottle fly), 1812 nucleotides. Its product is annotated as leucine-rich repeat-containing protein 4B-like. NCBI's taxonomy places the organism in Eukaryota, Metazoa, Arthropoda, Insecta, Diptera, Calliphoridae. Bases 482 to 1537 code for a protein of 351 amino acids. The record is from RefSeq and is a predicted model, not a curated record. The transcript is spliced from 7 exons. Gene Ontology annotation, molecular function: protein binding.
CACUUACGACUCGGUUACGUACGGACGGUUAUAAUGAUCGCUCUAAAAUAAACGUUAAAUUUGAAAAAAAAAAUAAAAAAAUUUUCAAUAACGCUUUUGAAGAAAGCCACGGUUUGUGUGAAUGAUAAAUUUAAAAAAAAAUAAAUAAUAAAAUGUUAAUUUUUUUGUUUGUGCUUCCAUUAAUUUACUAAUAAAAGCUUAAUAAUUUUUUUAUUAAAAAUAAAUUAAGAAAAAUUAAAUUUUAAUAAAACGAAAACAAUUUUAAAUGCUUUAAACAAAAAAGAAAUUUAUUUUAUGAGAAAAUAAAAAGUGCUUUUUUUGAAAAUAAUUGCUUAAAGAAAUUUAAAUUAAAUAGAAAAAGUUUAUUAAAUGUUUUAAAUUUUUUCAACGAUUAUGAUCUUUUCCCUGGGAUUAAUAUAAUUGGAUUACAUAUUCCCCUAAAUUUGGAUUACUUUGGUCGAUUUUGCUAACAACUAAAAGCAUGGAACUCAGUUCAGUGAUCUUGCAAAUUUCAUUUCUUAUAAUUUUUGGCAAAAUGUUGGCAUUCGGUUUUGUCGGUCCCGAAGAGCGAAAGUGUAAAUAUUUGCGAGUGGAUAAAUUAUUGAAAAUACGCUGUUACGAUAUGAAUCUGAAGGAGGUGCCGCAAUAUCUUAAAACAUCUGUAGAGGUUUUAGAUUUAUCAUUUAAUCGCAUUAAGAAACUUAAACGCAGCUCAUUUCAACCCUAUACAAGUGUUAAGUAUUUAUUACUCUAUGAGAAUAUGAUACAAUCCGUGGAACCGGGUACCUUUUCACAUUUAACAUCACUACAGGAAAUAGAUUUAUCAAAUAAUGCUCUUAUGACCAUACCGUUGGAGCUGUUGCAAUUACCCUCUUUAAGAAAUCUAUAUAUAGAUAGUAAUGAAUUGACUUUCUUGGAAAGAGAUCUAGAGGCUUUGGAAACUCCUAUAAAAGCUCCUUUAGAAUAUUUAAAUGUGGCCGAUUGUGGUCUACAGGAUAUACCCGAUUUGGGUAUAUUACCAAAACUUUGGCAUAUAAAUGCCUCUAUGAAUCCUUUAAUGGACUUAAGUAUUGAUCGUUUUGCCAAUUUGUGCAAUCUGAAGAGUAUAGAUUUAACACGCACUCAACUAUCACAGUGUCAGUGCCAGCAGGUUAAUAAUCACUUAAGAAGUUUACAAGUGAAGACAAAAUUUGUUCCAGUUUGUGUGGAAGUUUUAGAAACCUCCAUCUGUCCACUGCCUUACAAUUUCACCAUCGAUUCUGAAACAUUUCAGACAUGUAAGACUACGGUGAAAAUAGCAGAAGCACGAAGUAUGUGGAUGCUGGUAGCGGGCUGCGCGGGCGGCGUACUAGCAGUUAUAUUAGUGGUCUGGUACUGCAUCUACAGACGACGCAAGAGACGUAAUAAGAAAUUAAGAGCCGCUGCCUUGCAUCGCAAAAGUUUAGUUAUAUCGCCGAAAAAUGCCAUAAAUAGAAAUGAAAAGGAAUUUCACUGCAUCAAUCACAAAAAUGAACUGUUAUACUGUGAUACUGCCUAAAUAAAAUUUUAAUUUUAAUUGAAAUUGAAACCCUUCCUCAAAUAUUUACCAAACAAUUAAUUAGUUUUUAAGUCCAUAAUAACAUUAAUGCCAUAUGACUUUGUUUUGUAAAAUAAAAUUUAAUUUAUUAUUUUUAACGGUUCUAUAUAGUUAGUGCCUUAGCUUGCUGUAGAAAUUAGUAUUAUUAAUUAAAGUUUUAAUUAAACAAUCACACAACUAGUUAAUUAAUAGUUUCAUUAAUAUAAUUAAUAUUUAAUUAUUAUUAGAAAUAUUUU